GAGUAGAUAACUUGGACAGUGGCUGUGGAAUAUAUGCAUCCGACCCCGAAGCUUAUGAGACAUUCGCUGCAGUCUUCGAUCCCUUGAUCAAGGAUUAUCAUCGCAAGGAGGAAGUUGCUCACCCCCAGUCCAACUUUGGUGAUCCUGAAAAUCUUGGAAUUGGAGAUGCUGAUCCAGACAACCAGUUUGUUGUGUCAACCAGAAUCCGUGUUGGUCGCUCUGUCAAAGGAAUUCCUUUCCCACCAUGCAUUACAAAUGAGCAAAGGCAGGAGGUUGAGACUAGAGUUUGUGAAGCUCUGAAUACAAUGCCUGGUGAGCUGGCUGGCAAAUACUACUCACUCACCAAGAUGACUCCAGAAGAGAACCAGACUCUAAUCGAUGACCAUUUCCUUUUCAAGAAUGAUGACAGGUUCCUCGAGUCUGCUGGAGGAUACAAAGCCUGGCCAGAGAGUCGUGGAAUUUUCCACAAUGACAGCAAGACAUUCCUGGUCUGGUUGAACGAGGAGGAUCACAUCAGAAUCAUUUCAAUGCAGAAGGGAGGAAAUAUUGAUGAAGUCUUUGCCAGACUGAUUAAGGCUGUAAACCACAUCCAAGAUAAUGGAGGUAUUGAGUUUGCACGCACAGAUCGCCAUGGUUACCUUACAUUCUGCCCCACAAACAUUGGCACCACCCUACGUGCCAGUGUGCAUGUUAAGAUCCCUCUGGCCAGUAAGCAUGCAGACUUCAAGGAAUUCUGUGAGAAGAGGUUCUUGCAACCAAGAGGUAUCCAUGGAGAACAUACAGAGAGUGUUGGAGGUGUGUAUGACAUAUCUAACAAGGGACGUAUGGGCAUGACGGAGUUUGACGCUGUUAAAAUCAUGGCUGAUGGUGUCAGAGAUCUCAUUGCAUGGGAGAAAGAACUCAUGGCCUCUAGUGAAGGAACUGCUGAACCCGAGGAAGCUGCACCUGCAGCAGAAGCUGCUGUAGUAGCAACUGAAGCUACAGAAGAGAAAGUAGAUGAACCAGCAGCAGAAGAGCCUGCAAAACCAGCAGAUGAGGAGGCUGGUGGGGAACAGUGUUCACUCUCUGGUGAUGAUAUGAUCAAAAUCUUGGUUGACUCCAGUUCUAAGUCUCUGCUGAAGACAUAUCUCACACAGGCUGUGUAUGACAAAGUGAAAGACCGCAAGACUGCUCUUGGAGGCACUAUUGCUGACUGCAUGAGAUCAGGUGUUGAGAAUCUGGACUCUGGCACUGGCAUCUAUGCCUGUGACCCUGAGGCUUAUGAGACCUUCAAAGAGGCAUUUGACCCCAUCAUUAUGGACUAUCACAAAUGCAAGUCUAUUGCCCAUCCUGAGGCUGGACAGUUUGGAAAUACGGAUGAUCUUGGUUUCACUGAUCUAGACCCUGACAACAAAUAUGUUGUUUCCACUCGUGUACGUGUAGGGAGAUCAUGUGAGGGAUACGCUUUCCCACCCACUAUCAAAACAGAGGCACGUGAGGAGAUGAAGUGUAAGAUGGUGGAGGCAUUUGAUACAUUCGAGGGAGAGCACAAGGGCAAGUACUACCCACUAGAGGGUAUGUCACCCGAGGACCAAAAGAAACUUACAGAGGAUCAUUUCUUGUUUAAUGACUCUGACAGGUUCCUGAAAUCAGCUGGAGGCUACAAUGACUGGCCCAAGUCUCGUGGAAUCUACCACAAUGACAACAAGACAUUCUUGGUGUGGUGUAAUGAGGAAGACCACAUCAGGAUUAUCUCCAUGCAGAUGGGAGGCAACUUGGGAGAGGUUUACAGUAGACUGGUAGCUGGAAUCAAACACAUGGAGAGCAAGACCAAGUUUGCUACCAACCCCAGACUGGGCUAUCUAACAUUCUGUCCCACCAACCUUGGAACUACAUUGAGGGCCAGUGUCCAUGUUAAGAUCCCACUCUUUUCACAGCACAAGGACUUCAAUAAGAUGUGUGCCAGUUGGAAUCUACAACCAAGAGGUAUCCAUGGUGAACACACAGAGUCAGUAGGUGGAGUUUAUGACAUCUCCAACAAGAGACGUCUUGGUCUCACAGAGUACCAGGCUGUCAAAGAAAUGGCUGAUGGCGUCAUGAAAGUCAUUGAAAUGGAGAAAAAAUUGGAAAGUGGUGAAAAGAUCUAAUGCUGUAAGGUCACACCCAUACCUAAAGGAGUCUAAAUGUCCCACAAAACUUGUUUACUAACAUAGUUAAAGCACUAGGCCUAUUUAUUUAUUACUUAUUCAAAGUAGAAAAUGAAAACAUUUUAAGGAAAGAUGUUUGAACUUGUGACUUUUUCAAUCUUACAUUUCUGUAUUCUCAGUAAAUUCUACUUAUCAUAUUGGGACUUGAAAGUAUGAGAGCAAUUGUAGAUGAAGUAUUAGGAAAGUUGUGUAAUGAUAUUGCCAAAAAUGUAGAUUUUGCCUGGUCAGGAAUUAGGCCAUAAAAUUUUGAAUUAUUUAUUAGUGAUAUUAAAAUAUUGUGCAUGUGUAUGUGUUUGAAAGAGCUCGGGGCAGUGCUAUUGGGAUCUGUUUAUGGUGAGCUUGUGCAGUCUUGAGUGUGUAGCGAUUAGUGUGUCUUGUAUAAGAUAUAUGCAGCAUGCAUUG
Molecule: messenger RNA, 2588 nt
Organism: Owenia fusiformis
Lineage: Eukaryota; Metazoa; Annelida; Polychaeta; Sabellida; Oweniidae
Source: the annotation of a GenBank genome assembly